AGAGGGCGCGGCUUGUCCAGACGUUCUCUGUCCUGACGACGACGACGAUGUCGCCGAAGUUGAUAUUCCUGCUGGGAUCCCUGUGUCUACUUGCCGGCACACAGGUCAGAGCGCAAGAUGAGGAAGGCGGUGACGGGAUUGACGCAAACGCCGAAGAACUUUGUCAGGACAGGCCGGGCGAUGAAUACUUUCGCUUGAGCGUGGAAGGAGAUUGUCGUGAUGUCGUGAGGUGCGACAAAGCCAGCGAGAUCGGCGUGACCAGGCUGGCGACGGUGCGGUGCCCCACGGGUCUCGCGUUCGACAUCGAGCGGCAGACCUGCGACUGGAAGACAAACGUCAAGAACUGCGAUCAGCUCGAGAAACCACGUAAGGUACUGCCCAUCCUUAAGACCGACGAACCCGUUUGUCCGGAGGGAAAAUUGUCGUGCGGUAAUGGCGAAUGCGUCGACAAGGAGCUCUUCUGUAAUGGCAAACCCGACUGCAAGGACGAGUCCGAUGAGAACGCUUGCACCGUGGAAACUGAUCCAAACCGUGCCCCGGAUUGCGAUCCUACACAAUGUGUACUGCCUGAUUGUUACUGUUCGGCUGAUGGCACCCGAAUACCUGGCAACAUCGAUCCUCAACAAGUGCCGCAGAUGAUCACGAUCACUUUCAACGGCGCUGUAAACGUAGACAACAUCGAUCUCUACGAGGAGAUUUUCAAUGGGCAACGUCAAAAUCCGAAUGGCUGCCAGAUUCGCGGCACGUUCUUCGUCUCUCACAAGUACACCAACUACUCGGCGGUGCAGGAUCUUCAUCGACGCGGCCACGAGAUCGCUGUGUUCUCGUUGACGCAUAAGGAAGAUCCGCAAUACUGGAGCCAGGGCACGUACGACGAUUGGUUGGCAGAGAUGGCCGGCGCCAGGCUGAUCAUCGAGCGUUUCGCCAAUAUCACCGACGGCUCCAUCAUCGGCGUGCGCGCCCCUUACCUCAGAGUCGGUGGUAACAAGCAGUUCGAGAUGAUGGCCGAUCAGUUCUUCGUGUACGACGCCUCCAUCACCGCGUCUCUCGGACGUGUGCCAAUUUGGCCGUACACCUUGUACUUUAGAAUGCCCCAUAGAUGCAACGGCAACGGUGGCAACUGCCCGUCGAGAUCGCACCCAGUCUGGGAGAUGGUCAUGAACGAGCUGGACCGCAGGGACGAUCCAACCUUCGACGAGUCUCUGCCGGGUUGUCACAUGGUCGACUCUUGCUCCAACAUCCAGACCGGCGAGCAGUUCGCUCGUUUGCUCAGACACAACUUCAACAGGCACUUCAACAGCAACCGGGCACCACUCGGUUUGCACUUCCACGCGUCCUGGCUGAAGAGCAAGAAAGAAUACAAGGACGAAUUGAUCAAGUUCAUCGAAGAGAUGAUCGCCAGGAGCGACGUGUACUUCGUCACCAUGGUUCAGGUGAUCAAGUGGAUGCAACAACCCACUGAACUCUCCGCGCUCAGAGACUUCCAGGACUGGAAGGAGACCUGUGACGAAAAGGGUUUACCCUAUUGCUCAUUGCCUAACGCUUGCCCUCUGACGACCAGGGAGCUGCCCGGCGAGACCCUGCGUCUCUUCACCUGCAUGGAGUGUCCCAACAACUACCCAUGGCUGUUGGACCCGACCGGCGACGGCUUCUCGGCAAGAAAGUGAUCUGUUAUCCGCGAAAUGAGUGACGCGCCGACGCGUCGAUCGGCCGCAUGAUCCGGUUAUCAGAGAUCGAUUGUUUUCCGGCGAUCAUGAUAAAAAAUCGAUAAUCGAGCGAUAAGCGAGCCGAAGAACGAGGGCGCAGCUCUGAGAGACACGGAGAAAGCAAAUCGGGCGACAGGCGCGAGAUUUCGGACGAGAUCUCGGAAUCGCCUUGUCGCGAUUAGAAAGCGUCAUCUUGGCCGCUUGAAAAUCCCGUAACACUAAUAUUAAAGUGGAGCGAAGCGUCGCUGCUUUCGCAAAUGAAAACACACAUCGCACCGCGCCCGGUUUCUCUUCUGCGACACGAUUAUUACUAUUAUCAUUAUUAUUUAUGUAAAUUAAGAUCGGUGAAAUGCACAUCGCUGCAUGAGAUUGCGAGGACGGUCGCGUAUCGAUUUCUCGUGGGAAAUGCCAUCAAUGCGCACAAAUGCCGACAAAACUCGCGAGGAAAAAGCGGGGCGUUGCUCUUUUUUUUCUUUCUGUCCGCGUAACGAGAGUGACGAGCCACGUCUCGAGAUGCGAAUCUCGAAAAUCGAUGCUCGACGAGAACGAAACAAUCCCGGAGAUAUCCUACUUGUACAUAACCACUGGAUCCUCGUCCCUUCCUAUUUCUCGUCCUCGUUGUUUCCUAGAGAAUAAUAAAAAAAAAAAAAAAAAAACGAAUAACGGACCCUCGUGAUCGAUAAAGCGAGAGACGAAAAGCUGAAUAUAUCAUUCUGUGCCUCUUUGAACAUGUACUCCUUAGGAUUUAAACGACGCGCGACAAUUUAAGUAUGUAUUUUUAGUGUCCUUAUAAUAUUUCUGAAUAAAAACUGUAUGUACAAAAC
Messenger RNA from Pogonomyrmex barbatus (red harvester ant), 2530 nucleotides. It is a transcript of the gene verm, whose product is annotated as LDLa and CE4_CDA_like_1 domain-containing protein vermiform. Gene Ontology annotation, biological process: carbohydrate metabolic process. The record is from RefSeq and is a predicted model, not a curated record. Lineage: Eukaryota; Metazoa; Arthropoda; Insecta; Hymenoptera; Formicidae. Gene Ontology annotation, molecular function: chitin binding; protein binding. Gene Ontology annotation, cellular component: extracellular region.